This is a messenger RNA of Mesocricetus auratus (golden hamster), 2353 nucleotides long. RefSeq names its product cholinergic receptor nicotinic alpha 9 subunit (gene Chrna9). Bases 1 to 1521 code for a protein of 506 amino acids. The record is from RefSeq and is a predicted model, not a curated record. NCBI's taxonomy places the organism in Eukaryota, Metazoa, Chordata, Mammalia, Rodentia, Cricetidae. The transcript is spliced from 5 exons. Gene Ontology annotation, molecular function: transmembrane signaling receptor activity; acetylcholine-gated monoatomic cation-selective channel activity. Gene Ontology annotation, biological process: regulation of membrane potential; nervous system process; signal transduction. Gene Ontology annotation, cellular component: postsynaptic membrane; neuron projection; synapse.
AUGAGGGUGCUGUGUGUCCUUCCCAGACGGAAGUGGAAGUCCUUGUUAUCUCGCUGGGGGCAUUCCAGAGGCUGGGAAAAGAUGAACCGGCCCCAUUCCUACAUCUCCUUUUGCUGGGUGUAUUUGGCUGCUUCUGGACUCAGAGCUGUAGAAACAGCAGAUGGGAAAUAUGCUCAGAAAUUGUUCAGUGACCUUUUUGAAGAUUACUCCAAUGCCCUGCGUCCAGUAGAAGAUACAGACACAGUCCUGAAUGUCACACUGCAGAUCACGCUUUCUCAGAUCAAGGAUAUGGACGAGAGAAACCAGAUUCUGACAGCCUAUCUGUGGAUCCGCCAAACCUGGCACGACGCAUAUCUCACGUGGGACCGAGACCAAUACGAUGGGUUGGACUCCAUCAGGAUCCCCAGUGACCUAGUGUGGAGGCCGGACAUUGUCCUGUACAACAAAGCUGACGACGAGUCUUCAGAACCUGUAAACACCAAUGUGGUCCUGCGGUAUGAUGGGCUCAUCACCUGGGAUUCACCAGCCAUCACCAAAAGCUCCUGUGUGGUCGAUGUCACCUAUUUCCCCUUCGACAGCCAGCAGUGCAACCUGACAUUUGGUUCCUGGACCUACAACGGCAACCAGGUGGACUUAUUCAAUGCCCUGGACAGUGGCGACCUCUCCGACUUCAUUGAAGAUGUGGAAUGGGAGGUCCAUGGCAUGCCUGCAGUGAAGAAUGUCAUCUCCUAUGGCUGCUGCUCGGAGCCAUACCCAGACGUGACCUUCACUCUCCUUCUCAAGAGGAGGUCCUCCUUCUACAUCGUCAACCUCCUCAUCCCCUGUGUCCUCAUAUCAUUUCUCGCUCCUUUGAGUUUUUAUCUCCCAGCAGCCUCAGGGGAGAAGGUCUCUCUGGGAGUGACCAUCCUAUUGGCUAUGACUGUAUUUCAGCUAAUGGUGGCAGAGAUCAUGCCGGCCUCAGAAAAUGUGCCUCUGAUAGGCAAAUACUACAUAGCCACCAUGGCCUUGAUCACGGCCUCCACAGCCCUUACCAUCAUGGUCAUGAACAUCCACUUCUGUGGGGCCGAGGCCCGGCCAGUGCCACACUGGGCCAAGGUGGUCAUCCUGAAGUACAUGUCCAGGAUCUUGUUUGUCUACGAUGUGGGUGAGAGCUGCCUCAGCCCCCGACACAGCCAGGAGCCAGAACAAAUCAUGAAGGUUUAUAACACACUCCCAGGGUCCAACCUGAAAACAUCCAGAAACAAAGACCUUUCCAGAAAGAAGGAAAUGAACAAACUCUUAAAGAAUGACCUAGGGUACCAGGGUGGAACCCCUCAGAACACUGAUAGCUCCUGUGCUCGCUACGAAGUGCUGACGAGAAAUAUUGAGUACAUUGCCAAGUGCCUCAAAGACCACAAGGCCACCAACUCCAAGGGCAGUGAGUGGAAGAAGGUUGCCAGAGUCAUAGACCGGUUUUUCAUGUGGAUUUUUUUUGUUAUGGUGUUUGUCAUGACCAUUUUGAUCAUAGCAAGGGCAGAUUAGGACCAAAGAGAAAGGAGUGGGUUGGUGGGCAUUAGAUACUUGGGAAAAAUCUAUAAAAUUCCCCUGUGAACUAUUCCAAUGUUUGAGUCUGGUUGCUAUUCAUAUGUAAUUGAGGGGAUAUGUUGCAUAUGCUUUUAUUUUUAACUUCGAUCAAUAUCAUAGCUGUGUGUCAGGGGAUCCAGACUUUCAAGGGUACAGAGAUGAAGGAAAUGAAAGGACCCUUUUCAUAGCCUCCACAAUGGUGAGUAGCAGGCCUCAAAUUUACAUAAUUCUUUAUCUCUCUAUCAUUGUACACAAUAAAGCAGUCCAUUUCUGCUUAAAAUUUAAAGCAAGAAAAGACAAAACAAACAAAUUUUCUCUAAGUCCUUAAUAAAACAUUUUUUUUUUGCAAAAGGAAAGAGUUGCAUAUACUUCGCAUGAUAGAUGCCUCAGGGCAUCUUGUAAUCCAGGUCUCAGAUGGCAAAUUAAAGAUUUUGUUCUGGCUAGUUUAUGGUGAGUACACCACACCUGUAAUUCUAGCACUGGGGAGGCAGAGCCUGAGGACCACCCAAGUGCAAGGCCGGCCUGGUCUAUAUGAAGGCUACAUAACAAGAUCCUAUCUCAAAAAUAAAUUAAUUAAUAAAUAAAUAAAUAGACACAACAAUAACAACAGCAAGAUUUUUGUCCCACAGAAAGUCUGGUGUCAGAUAUUAAAGGGAAAGAGUUUGUUUUCAUAACAGUGAUCCCAUGAAUGUUACUUUGUACUCUAAAGAUAAGGUCAUUGCUAUAUUAAGUCUUUAAUUAAAAUAAGAUAGUUGAGGUUGUGCUUGUAAUAAGUCUGUGGUCAAACCAA